Molecule: messenger RNA, 2136 nt
Organism: Colletotrichum phormii
Lineage: Eukaryota; Fungi; Ascomycota; Sordariomycetes; Glomerellales; Glomerellaceae
Exons: 1
Coding region: 441-1823 (460 amino acids)
Source: RefSeq, a predicted model, not a curated record
CCUAACCGACCUGAUCCUCCUCUCCUUCGUACUCCGUACGGCUGCUCCCAUUCCCAUCUUCUCCCACCCCCGUCGAUUGUGUUCAUUCGUCUACUCGCACCGUUUCGUUUCUUCUUCCUACGACCGAAUUGUACGACGCCAUCCCCAUUCCACCGUGUUUCGCCGCGGUGGCACAACACACACUCACACACAACUCGUACUUACACCACACACACACCUACCUCACUCACUCACACUCGUUUUCGACCCGCCUUACCUUACCUCACCCUAGGUCACUGCCGCAUCCUCCUCUCCAUCAUCAAUCCGCCUUCGACUCUUCGCCCCCCCUCCCCCGUUUAAACCUCCCAUUUCCACCCAAGAAACGUCAACCUCAAUCUUCACCACUGCCAUUGCGCCCAUUCUCGGUCCUCUACUCGUCGUAGAGUGACCGCAUCGCAGCCAUGCGUCUCGGAUCAGCCGGCCUCGCGGCCCUACUCUGGUCUUCCUUAACCACCGCCUUUCCUUUCGUCGAUAAUGGCAGCAAACCCUUGCCUGUCCUCCGACCUCGACAAACCGGUACCGGCUCAACGCCAACCUCCACGACACCCGUAGCCACGACCGCGGCAGCCACGACCCCGGCAGCCACGACAGCAGAGACCUCAGCCGCGGCAGAGGCCACCACCACCGUUACCAUCACGACCACCGUGGGCGGCGGCGGCGGAGGAACAGUCACGUCGACCACAGUUUUCUUGCGUACAGUUACCACGACCGUUGUCGUCACAUCUACGACCUUCCAGACCACCACCAUUACCAGCAACGAUGUCGCGACCGCCACCGUUACCAACUAUGUCACCUCUACCGUCCUCGCCAAGCGCAGUCUCAACUUCCUUCCCGCCCUCGACGCUCCGUUCGACGCCCCCGCUGCGCAAAUCACACCCGCCGCCGAAGGCAACGAUCUCCGAAGAUACGGCGUCAUCGAGAAGCGCGCUCUCGUCACCGUGACCGUCACCGUUUCCGGCUCAGCUGGCGCUGAUUCGACUUUUCUUGCCACUCGAACCAGCACCGUUCUCCUUACCACGACCUCGAACACAAUUCUCACCUCCAUGGUCACCAGCACCCUUUUCAACAACGCCCAGACCACAAUCACCGUCGAGUCCACCUUGACCGUCACCUCCACGUCCAUCGACACCGCCGCGCCCACCACCGUUGACAGCGGCCCGACGACCGGCAGCCUCGGUACUGCCACCGCGACCGGCGGCGCGCAGAGCACGGGCGACUCGAGCAGCGGCGGCCUUUCCACCGGCGCACAGGCCGGAAUCGGUGUUGGUAUCGGUAUCGUCGGACUCGCUGCCCUUAUUGGAAUCGGAUACUGGCUCUACAAGCGCCGCAAGGCCAACCGACCCUCCCGCGCCGAUCUCGACGACAUGCGCGCUUACGAUCCCAACGGCCCCGGCCUCGGCGGACCCGGCGCAAGAAUGUCCGAGACGGGAGCUGGAUAUGGUGGUGCUGCAGGGGCCGCUGCGCUCGGAGCGGGUGCGGGAACGCAGAGACGGCAGCCCGUGCCCAAGCAUCAGCUCUCGCCGCCCUCGCAGAGCGUGAGCCCAAUGACGAACAGCACUGUCUCGCCCGCGGGUGCCGGAUACGGUUCCCGCCCGCCAACGGGUGGCGCGCAGGAGCUGGGCGGAACGAGGAUCCUACCCGCAGAGAUGGGAGGAGAUGAGGUCGUUGAGAUGGGUGAAUCGCAGCCCAGACCGCAGCAGCAGUCGAGACCUGCGCCGGGGUUGGCGUAUAACUCGGGUCCCGUGCCGGAUGUCUACGAGAUGCCUACCGAGAGGUAUCGGUAAUGCUAUAAUCUCUUUUGUCACGAGUUUGUAAGCUUUUUUUGUGGAAGAUUGAAGGAAUUCAAAGAAGGAGGAAGAUCUAGGGGGAAAUGCAUAUAAGAAUCAACCAGAGGAGGGAUUGUCAUUUACCUGGACAUUUUUGAGAAGGCGUUGCAUCGAGUCCCAUGCGGGACAGAUUGUUAUCAGAAACAGUCAAGGAAAGCAGGUUUCAAAAAAGAAAUAAGACUGCUUUGGGGGGGCGGGUGUAUUUCCACGUAGAGGAUAUUCGAUAGAUAAUCUUCGUAAUGUGUACGACAAGGAAAGAUUUGCGUCGUAA